Messenger RNA from Protopolystoma xenopodis, 240 nucleotides. The record is from the annotation of a GenBank genome assembly. NCBI's taxonomy places the organism in Eukaryota, Metazoa, Platyhelminthes, Monogenea, Polystomatidea, Polystomatidae.
AUGUUCGCUCCGGUCUUCUCGGUAGCUGAGGCUCGAAUUGAAGCUUUGAUUUCUCAAAUUACGCAACGCAUUCGCGUUUCAAGCAACAGUCCAUUUGGAUGGAUGACAUUUAUUGGUACAGAGACGCCCGAAGAUGUUGUUAUCUCAAACGCGAUAGAGGCGAGGUAUAACCCGAAAGAAGUCAUCCUCGGUGAAGCCAGACAGUCUCAGGUGCAUGUGGUCCAUCAUAUCUCGCGCUGA